Molecule: messenger RNA, 1245 nt
Organism: Hordeum vulgare subsp. vulgare (domesticated barley)
Lineage: Eukaryota; Viridiplantae; Streptophyta; Magnoliopsida; Poales; Poaceae
Product: protein THYLAKOID ASSEMBLY 8-like, chloroplastic
Exons: 2
Coding region: 63-818 (251 amino acids)
Molecular function (GO): protein binding
Source: RefSeq, a predicted model, not a curated record
CCCAAACCCAACCGAGCCAAGCCGAGCCGAGGCAGGGUUUUGCUCCGGAGUCCCCCCAAACCAUGGCGGCCUCUCGAGGUCUCCUCGCCCGCCGCCUUCUCCUCCUCUUCCGCCCCAAGAUCCCGACACUCUCCCCACCCCACGGCCUAUUCCGGGGAGAAGUCCCCGUGCGGCUGCUGCCGCCGCAGCCCUUCGGUGAGUGGCGGCGCGCGUUCCAUGACGGGCGGCCGCGCGGGCCGCUGUGGCGGAGCAAAAAGCUGAUUGGGAAGGAGGCCCUGUUUGCUAUCCAGGGGCUGAAGCGGUUCAAGGGAGAUGAGGAGAAGCUGCGGGAGUUCAUCAAGAGGCACGUGGCGCGGCUGCUCAAGGCGGACAAGCUCGCCGUGCUCGGCGAGCUGGAGCGCCAGGAGGAGGUCGACCUUUCUGUCAAGAUGUUCAGGAUCAUACAAAAGGAGGACUGGUAUAAGCCAGAUGUUUACAUGUACAAGGACUUGAUAAUUUCUCUAGCCAAGUGUAAGAAGAUGGAUGAGGCAAUGGAUAUCUGGGGAAACAUGAAAGAGGAGAACCUGUUUCCCGACUCACAGACUUAUGCUGAAGUCAUAAGAGGGUUCUUGAGAUAUGGUUCCCCAUCAGAUGCAAUGAACAUUUACGAGGACAUGAAAAGAUCACCUGAUCCACCAGAGGAGUUGCCUUUCAGGGUAUUAUUGAAGGGUCUUUUACCUCAUCCACUAUUAAGGAACAGAGUGAAGCAAGAUUUUGAAGAGCUAUUCCCAGAGAGGCAUAUUUAUGACCCUCCAGAUGAUAUAUUUGGAAUGCACUAAGGUUGAAGUGUUUAUGUCCACAUGAGCCUGCUGAGCUUACGAUUUAAUCAGAUCAGCCAAUUGCUUGGGUUAUUUGAUUACCUGCAUCACAAGAAUUCAGAAUUUGUCAGAGGAUAUGCAGAGAAGUUAUGGAUGGUAAUGCUUUAUGGAGAAACAAAAAGAUUCUUACUAUCUCUAUGGUUACACAAAGUACAUUGUUCGGGCAAUCUCUUAAUAUAUGAAGCAAUUUAUUCACUUCAACAACUGCCACCGCUUGUUCCGUAAUCCAGGAUCUUGUGAGGCAGCGGGUAGUAACAUUCAGUUGUUGGGUCCACUUGUGUGAUUAGGUUGUUAGAAAUAGUACACUGCUCACUUUUCAUGCUGUUCCUUCCCUAACUGCUUUAGAAACCAACUUUUGAUGAACAUGAAUGCAUCUUUUUCCUGGUUA